Messenger RNA from Lingula anatina, 2752 nucleotides. RefSeq names its product carnitine O-acetyltransferase. The record is from RefSeq and is a predicted model, not a curated record. NCBI's taxonomy places the organism in Eukaryota, Metazoa, Brachiopoda, Lingulata, Lingulida, Lingulidae. Gene Ontology annotation, biological process: carnitine metabolic process, CoA-linked. Gene Ontology annotation, cellular component: peroxisome. Gene Ontology annotation, molecular function: carnitine O-acetyltransferase activity.
AAUUGCCUUAUUAACUGAAGUAGUGCUCACUUGUAAAGAAAUUUUAUCCAUAAUUUAAUAAAGGGGUAUGCAAACUUGAAUAUCAGGAAAACUGCCAAUUAUAAUGUAAUUGUUCUCAAAUGAUUGAGUCGAAUUAUGCUAAAAACAGCACUUUACAGGGGAAAACCCUCACCAAACCUGGUAAAGCAAUCUCUAAGGGCUUCCAUACACCUUGCCAAAUGUACCUCUUUAGAAGAGUUAUAAAAGGUCAAGGAUGUCUGGUGUGCUGUGAGGAGCAGAGGACUAUCUCCCCAGUGUACAAAUAGGUCAAACUGGGAAACAUGUUGAGACGUCUGAGUUCUGCACUAGUACAACAGACCUCUUCACUAGCUCCACCUAUUGUGGAAAGCUACCUGCCAAAAAUAUGGCAAGCAACCCGCAGGUACUCAGUCAAGCAGCAGUUGCCACGGCUACCAGUACCAUCUCUUGAACAAACACUUGAUAAAUAUCUUAAAUCAGUACGUCCAUUGCUAAGUGAUGAAGAAUAUGAUCAGACAAGACAUAUCGUUGCAGACUUUUCAAAGAAUCCAGGACCCAAAUUACAGGACCUGCUGCUUAAGAAGGCUCAAAGUACAGAUAAUUGGCUAGCAGAAUGGUGGCUGAAUGUCGCCUACCUAAGCUAUAGGAUGCCAGUGGUGGUUCACUCUAAUCCUGGUGUUAUUUGCCCAAUGCAGGACUUUGAUGAUGAAAUGGAACAGCUGAGAUUUGCAGCUAAAUGGAUAUCUGGUGCUUUGUCUUUCAAGAAGAUGAUUGAUGAGCAAACUCUACCAGAAGAAAAAAUGGGCGACCAUCCUCUCUGCAUGGCUCAGUAUUACAAGAUACUUUCAUCAUGUCGUGUUCCUGGGGUGAAACGUGAUUCUCUAGUGCAGUUUCCUGCGGGUACUCCAAACUCACCAAGACAUAUUAUGGUUAUUCGUAACAACCAUUUCUUUAAACUUGAUGUGUAUGGCCAGAAUGGAAAGCCACUCAAUGUGGACCAAAUUCACAAACAACUGAUGAGAAUCGUAGAUAGCUCUUCACACCCCACCCCUCCAGUUGGAAUUCUCACCACAGAGAGCAGGAAAACAUGGGGAUCUGCUUACCAGAGGCUGGUAAAAAACACGAUGAACAAGGCCAAUGUUGAAGAGAUCCAGCGUAGUAUAUUAGUCCUGUGUCUAGACAAGCCCAUGCCUGUCACUGGCCCAGGCAUGAGACAGAGCCAGUUUGUCAGGCAGAUGUUUCAUGGAGGCGGGAGCCAUCUUAACAGUGGAAACAGGUGGUUUGAUAAGACAAUGCAGCUAAUCCUCAGUCCAGAUGGUGCUUGUGGCAUGAAUUAUGAACAUGCAGCUGCAGAGGGAGCCACCAUUGCCUUUUUACUGGAUCAUGCUAUGAGUUAUGCGAAGAAAAUUCCAGAAGAGCUAGCCCCUGCAAGUGGAAUUGUAGACCCCAAGAAGCUAGAGUGGGAUUUGUCACCAGAAACACUGGAGGACAUUAAGGAAGCAGAGGAGGACUUAGACAUGAUGGUGGAUGAUGUGUCACUAACAGCUCUUAGAUUUAAAGGAUUUGGUAAAGAUUUUGCCAAAUCCCAGAAACUCUCUCCAGAUGCCUUUAUACAGGUGGCCAUGCAGCUGGCUUAUCACAGCAUUUACGAUAGACCCCCCGCCACCUAUGAGAGUGGAUCAACACGAGCUUUCAAGCUGGGCAGAACAGACACCAUCAGGUCAUGCACCAUUGACUCUACAAACUUCUCCAAAGCUAUGCAGGAUGAUUCUGUAUCAAAACAAGAGAAGGCAGACUUACUGAGAAAAGCUGUUGAUGCCCAUAGGAAGUAUACUGCAGAUGUUUUGUCAGGUCAAGGCAUAGAUAGACAUUUACUGGCCUUCAAACUGCUGGCAAUAGAGAACGGCAUGAAUGUACCUGAGUUAUUCAUGGACACAGCUUACAGUCGUAGCAUGCACCACCAAAUUUCUUCUAGUAAUGUUACAGCUAAAAUGGAAACAGUUUUCUGCUUUGGGCCCACUGUACCAGAUGGUUAUGGGGUCUGUUAUAACCCCAUGGCAAAACAAAUCAUCUUUGCCAUAUCAGCAUUCAACAGUUGCAAAGAGACAGACUCUGACAUGUAUGGCAAGUCUCUGGCCCGGAGUUUAAUUGACAUGCAUGAUUUGUUACUUGAAACAACUGGAUCAAAGCUAUGAGAAUUCUGUGUACGAAUAAAGUGAAAACAGUGGCUUUGACUCGCCAAGGUUACUCUUUAUAAACAAAUCAAUGGAUCUCUUUUCUCAGAGAUCUUUAAAUCUCUUAUAGAAAAUCUUUACAUACUCUUUCCCUCUUCUUUUUCUUAUUAUUUAUUCAUUUAUUGUUCUAGUUUUGUUUGGUUUCUCAAGCACUGUUUACUUUCUCGGAAUAUUGUAUAUUUAUAUCGGUAUAUAGCUAGGAAAGUUAAAGUAGACUGUAGCAAAUGACUAGUAAAGGUGUCCUUGCAUGACUUAAAAAGAAUUAAUGGGUUACAGCAAUCCACUCAUGCUUCUUCAAACACUUUAAUUAUAAGAAUAUUUUAAGAGUAUUAUUAGUUAACAUUUUUGUUAAACAAAAAUGUCUUCUUAUGACAAUGUUUCACAUUUUAAGAUUUUUAUCAUUGAAUCCCUUUAUAUCAAUACAACAAUGAUAAUUGCAUGGCUUGAACAAGAAAGUAGAAAAUAAAAUUUUUAAAAAGCUACAUGGUAUAUUUUAUUUU